AGUCGACUCUGUGCGCAUGCGCAGAAAUCGAACCGCUCCGGUUGCUCCUGUUGUAAACAAAGCGGCACAAGAACAGCAAACGUACAGGUUUAAUCAGGCAACAAGGAGUGAAGGCACGUUUUACCUGUUACAUACUGACUGUGGAUAUGAAAGGGUUGGUAGAAAUACAACAGAAAAGUUCGGAACCAGAUGUCAAUGUUCCAGUCAUUGAAGAAGGGGCAGUUGCUACUGCUGAGGACCCAUCAGCAAUCACAACUAUUCAGUCUGCUUCUACUUUCUCCUCGGAGCAGCCGAUUAAAUACCUCUUCAAGACAGAGGGAGCUGGGGGGCAGGUAGGGGAGCUGUACCCUCCCUCAGGGCAGGUUACAUAUCGAGUAAUCCAAGUCGCAGAUGGACAGCUGGAAGCUCAGACCGACGGUGCAACAGCUGUUAGUGUAGUGACUGGGUUUCCUACUACAACACAGCCUGUUACACAGGCUGUUUUCUCUCAGUCAGACGGCUUGGAGGGUGAUGGCACAGAAACCCAUUACACAUAUUACCCUGCUACUAUCUCAGACGCAGCGGCUGGGACCAUGGUGACGGGUGUUCAGGCCUCAGAUGCUCUGCUUGGUCAAAGUGCUCCUGCAGGUCAGUUGUAUGUUAUGAUGUCCCCGCAGGAGGUCCUUACCGGAGCCAACCAGAGGUCUAUUGCACCUCGUACACAACCUUACAAUGCUAAGACAGAGGGGCCAAGGACUUCAAGAGAUGAGAAAAGGCGAGCUCAGCACAAUGAAGUUGAGCGAAGACGUAGAGACAAAAUUAACAACUGGAUUGUUCAGCUCUCCAAAACAAUUCCAGACUGCACCAUGGAUUCCACUAAAACUGGACAGAGUAAGGGUGGGAUCCUAUCAAAGGCCUGCGAUUACAUUCAAGAGCUGCGACAAAGUAACAGCCGGUUAGGAGAUGAACUGAGCAGCCUUGACAGGUUGAAGAUGGAUAACCAGCUGUUACGGCAAGAGGUGGAAGAUUGGAAAUCUAAGAAUCAGAUUUUGAGGAGCCAGCUCCGGCAGCAUGGCAUAGUUGCAGCAGCGAGUGCAGAUCCCCAGUGAAGAGUUUAAUGGAUGUUUGGAAAACAUUCCGUGCAGGAGAUUCAAUUUUCCGAUGUUUUUAAACAACUUUGAACAAUGCAGGACUUACAUAAUGCAGUAUUCAGCAUACUGGUGAUGAUUCUCAUUUUGGAUCUUGCCUUAUGUACAUAUUUUGUUUUUCUUUUUUGUGUCCCCCAUGCUUUCAUGUAAUUUAGUAUUACUUUUUUUUAUGUACCAGAAGAGGUCAGAAAAAUUUGUUUAUUUUGUACUGUUACUUAUAAACUUUGUGAACAUUAUUAAUGUUAAAUCUUUGUGUUAUGAAUGCAUUUUCAUAUAUUUCAUACUUUUCAGGUUCAGGUUUUUCAAUUUAAUUUGUCUGAAUAAUAAGCAUGUCAAAUAACUGCCUGUUAAUUGACAAUUCACAACAUGAUCAUAGUAGAUUUCACUAUGCAGAGUACAGAAUAAAUAACACAUGUCCCCAUUA
This is a messenger RNA of Labeo rohita (rohu), 1551 nucleotides long. It is a transcript of the gene usf1, whose product is annotated as upstream transcription factor 1. Bases 147 to 1088 code for a protein of 313 amino acids. Gene Ontology annotation, biological process: regulation of transcription by RNA polymerase II. The transcript is spliced from 11 exons. Gene Ontology annotation, molecular function: protein dimerization activity; RNA polymerase II cis-regulatory region sequence-specific DNA binding; DNA-binding transcription factor activity, RNA polymerase II-specific. The record is from RefSeq and is a predicted model, not a curated record. NCBI's taxonomy places the organism in Eukaryota, Metazoa, Chordata, Actinopteri, Cypriniformes, Cyprinidae.